Aspergillus melleus is the source of this 2004-nucleotide messenger RNA. RefSeq lists its product as uncharacterized. The coding region runs from base 1 to 2004 and encodes 667 amino acids. NCBI's taxonomy places the organism in Eukaryota, Fungi, Ascomycota, Eurotiomycetes, Eurotiales, Aspergillaceae. The transcript has 2 exons. The record is from RefSeq and is a predicted model, not a curated record.
AUGAGCCAAUUUCAACUAUUUCCACCUCCUUCGCCCACGAAGGUCUCGAAGAAUCCUUUUCGUAGGGAGCUCAGGCGACAAACCGAGACCAUCAAGCCUGCCAGCCCUAUUCCGCUGGAGGACCUGAAUAAUAAGAAACCCAACACAGAGGCCGUGCUCCUUCAGAUCAUCGAAGAUACGAAUGACAUUAAACCGCCGCCAAAGGCUCGCAUCGCCAAGUCAAAUGCAAUUUCUGCCUCGGAAAAGGUUCCGGAGAAGUGGUCAACGAGAUCGCCCUCCAAGGCCAGCUCCCAGAAGACACCCGAAUGGGAUAUGCCGUCGAAGGAAAUCGAAUUGGACUCGCCAGCAGGGAGCAGCUCACGCUCUGUCCAGAAACCUCCGCAACGCUCUGAAUCACCGGGGAUCCCAAUGAAGUCGAUGUUCCCUCGGUACAACCCCAAUGUGCCUCUCAUCGAGCAGCAGUACUAUCCGGGUGCCUCCAGUCAAAGUUCCCGGUCUCACAAGCCCAAAGAUCUAACACUGUCGCCUCAGCCGGAGAUUGAUCGUGCUUUGGGGCCCAAGACGGUGCCAGCCAGUGUGAUGAACUUUCCAUUGGGUGCACUUGAUCCGGCAGACGAAGUCCACUAUUCCUCUGCUGCAGAGCUUCAGGGUUUGUGGGAAGCUGCCAAUGGCCAACGACCUCAGGAGCUCUCGGGGACUUUCAAUCUGCGCAUGGCACGAACUGAUCCUGCCACCUUCACAUUCGGUGAGCCCCAAUCACCGUUCUACACCAUGCAGACGUACUCCACGGACGAGCUAUUCAUCACUCGCAUCAACCCGUCCAACGCCAGCAGCAGCGUUCCGAUCAUGAUGCUCAAACUCGAAGACCGUGGUCGUCGCCAGCCGCCCAACGACGGGCUCGUCUCGCGUCUCUUCUCCCGCCUUGCCGCCAUGCUCGCCAUCGAACAAGCCCAAGAGCUGACCCGACAACAUCGGCUCGGACCCGUCGAGGCCGCCGAAGUCGAAGGCGACGCUCUCAAACGCGCCGCGGCUCAGGAAUCCUGUCGUCUGACCUGGAAUCACACCCAGCAGCUCUACGAGCUGCAUCACCCAUCUCUCGCAAAGCCCCAACCGCCGGCCCUCGUCGGCGCCGUCGGCAUCCCACUCUCUCCCGCACCGUCCAAAUACUCGGGGACUCUUCACAUCAGCAUCUCGACGCCAUCCCGAGACUCCAAACAUCGUCACAACCAACAACCGCCCACCAUCCUCGUCACGACACCGUUACCUGCCAACGCCGUCGAGUCCGCCAACGUGGCCGCCACGCCGCGCACCUCCACCCUCCCACUGACCGACUCCGACGACCCCCUAGCCUCGCUCGAUCUAGGCACCAUGACCCUGUCCAUCUCCGCCGCCGCCAUCGUCACCAUCAUCCCAUCCCUGUAUGCCAUUGACUCACUGAUCAGCGCGAUGCUGGCCGUCGCAGUAUCCGACCAAUCGACUAAUCCGAUCCUGGCCGACAUGCCACUCUACGACCCACACUCCUCCCACACCGAGAGCCAACACUCCUCAUUCUUCCACGACGCCCGCUUCACUGGCAAAUUAGUCGCCACACUCGCCGAACGCGACGACACCGAACAAAGCAAUCAACUCAUGGCGCGGAUCCGAUCCGCGUCGUCUGCGCGCACGAAACGAGACCCUAGAACAUGGCUUCGAUGGCGGAAUCGACCCGCAACCGAGACUGAGACUGGGGAAUCCGACACGAAACCGAAGACAAAGAGCAAGACUAAGCCCAAGAAGAGCAAAAACCAAAAAGUCGUCGUCGAGGAAUUCGAUCUCGAACGGUACGGUCGAUACGGCCAUAGCUCGUCGCGCGAGGGCCAGAAACUACCGAGUGCGACGCGCGGUGUGCUGCGGGCUCUUUUCUGGGGGUUGAAUUUGGUGGUGCAUGUUUUGACGAUGGUGGUGAAGGUGUUGGCAUGGGUGUUAGUUAAUGUGACGAGGUGUGUGACGAGUCAGAAGUUUUGA